Messenger RNA from Tetrapisispora phaffii CBS 4417, 477 nucleotides. RefSeq lists its product as uncharacterized. NCBI's taxonomy places the organism in Eukaryota, Fungi, Ascomycota, Saccharomycetes, Saccharomycetales, Saccharomycetaceae. The record is from RefSeq and is a predicted model, not a curated record. Gene Ontology annotation, biological process: positive regulation of translational termination; positive regulation of translational elongation. The transcript has a single exon. Bases 1 to 477 code for a protein of 158 amino acids. Gene Ontology annotation, molecular function: RNA binding; ribosome binding; translation elongation factor activity.
AUGUCUGACGAAGAACAACAUACUUUCGAAACCGCCGACGCCGGUUCCUCUUUAACCUACCCAAUGCAAUGUUCCGCUUUGAGAAAGAGUGGUUUCGUCGUCAUCAAGGGCAGACCAUGUAAGAUUAUCGAUAUGUCCACCUCCAAGACCGGUAAGCACGGUCACGCCAAAGUCCAUUUGGUCGCCACCGAUAUCUUCACCGGCAAAAAGUUGGAAGACUUGUCUCCUUCCACUCACAACAUGGAGUGUCCAUUCGUCAAGAGAACCGAAUUCCAGUUGUUAGACAUCGACGACGGUUUCUUAUCCUUGAUGACCAUGGAAGGUGACACCAAGGACGACGUCAAGUUGCCAGAGGGUGAAUUGGGUGACAAAAUCCAAGCUGCCUUCGACGAAGGUAAGGACUUGAUGGUCACUGUCAUCUCCGCCAUGGAAGAAGAAGCCGCCAUCUCUUUCAAGGAGUCCGCCGGUGCUGCUUAA